This is a messenger RNA of Talaromyces stipitatus ATCC 10500, 2232 nucleotides long. Its product is annotated as nitrogen assimilation transcription factor nirA, putative. The record is from RefSeq and is a predicted model, not a curated record. The transcript is spliced from 6 exons. Bases 1 to 2232 code for a protein of 743 amino acids. Gene Ontology annotation, biological process: DNA-templated transcription; regulation of DNA-templated transcription. Lineage: Eukaryota; Fungi; Ascomycota; Eurotiomycetes; Eurotiales; Trichocomaceae. Gene Ontology annotation, molecular function: zinc ion binding; DNA-binding transcription factor activity, RNA polymerase II-specific; DNA binding.
AUGACAUCCGAUUCAUCCCCAACUGUAUCAACCAAUAAGCGAAAGAAGCGUGUUGGAACAGCCUGUGAUUUUUGUCGACAGAGAAAGCUGGGCUGCGACAAUGCAAAACCAAAAUGUGAGAAUUGUAGAUGUUCAGGCAAGGACUGUACUUACGCCGAGCGGGUGAAGAAGAUUAGACCGACGAAUGCUCAAAUACGGCAUUUGGAAGAUGAGAAUGCGCAAUUGAAAAGUUCUUUAUCCAAGCUUCGAUCUCGCUUGAACCAGGUGGAGCAGUCGAAUGAUGCUGGUGAUGAUAGCCAUCAUGUAAAUCAUAGGGAUCCUAUGCGACCAACGGUGUCUACAAGACUUACCCAACAGACUAUUCAAUCGUCACGUCCGAAUCAACCCUACUACUCGACUGCUGACCGUGAAGUCCAGUUCCAUGGACCCUCUAGUGCCCUAUUUGAUGAAUCCCAUCAGCAACCCCCAGCUUCCAAUCGCAAUGUUUGUGUCAAUCCUGCGAAGAAAUACGAGAUACUCGGAAGCUGUAUAAAACAACGCCAAAUGGAACCUAUCGAUCUCGCUGCAGGCCGCCUUGAUUUCGAUGGCGUGGACCCCGAAGUAGGCAUGCAUCUUCUAUCCAUAUUCUGGAAUAGACAGCAUGCUUCCGGAUUAUUAGUCUAUCGACCAGCAUUUAUGCGAGACAUGGCUUGCGAUGGGCCAUAUUUCUCUAAACUGUUGUUGAAUGCAAUAUUCUUUUCGGCGUCCAAAAACUCUCCUAGGACUGAAUUCAGAUGUUCGGGCGCUGUGACAGAUGAGCCUACUGCUAUAUCACCGUUUAGAGUUAGAGCUGAGGAGUUAUUGUCCAUGUCCACUUCUGGAUUACCGACGAGAACGAAAAGUGAUAUAACCACAAUACAGGCACUAUUGAUCAUGUCUGAUGCACUUUUCGCCUGGUGCGAUGAGCGGAGUUUGUCAUGGUUGUAUUCUGGGCUUGCGAUUAAUAUGCUUGUUGAUUUGGGGAUUCAUACGGAUAGGCGGGCUCCUGCAAUGAAUAAGACAAUCACUACUGAAUAUUUGGAGAUCCGCCGUAGACUUUUCUGGGCUGCUUUCGUCCAAGACAAGGUCCAAUCAAUAUUUCAAGGCCGACCUGCUCGUCUCCGGGAAGCAGACGUUAACGUACCCAUUUCUUUCAUGGACGAUUACGAGGAACUGGAACAGUUCACCUCGCUCUCAUAUGCUCAAACCGAGUUAAAUCUGAGCUUUCCGACGCGCAGUGUCUCUGUAUUUCAGCAGUUAUGCAAACUCAGCAUCAUUAUGGACAGAAUAAUAUCUGGAAUAUAUGCAGAGAAUUGCAGUUUGAAAAGCACGUCUAAACUCCUCGAUACUGCGUGCUCUCUUCAUCAAGACCUCAAAGACUGGCGUAAAUCACUUCCAGAACAUCUCAAUAUGGACUUUGAUAAUACUAAGACUCCACCACUGACGCCUCAUGCUUUAUCUCUGAUGUCCAUGUACUACUCUCUUAUUAUCCUAUUACAUCGCCCCUUUGUCUCUGAUGGACACAUCAACGCUUCUUCCGCAUCCGUAAUUUGGGAUGCCUUCACCACAUGUGCAGCUGCCGCUUCAGGAAUUGAUGCCGUGCUGAGAGUCUUCUUGCAACACUUCUGCAUUACCACAGUCCCAUAUUUCAUGUCUUACGCCACAUAUGUGAGCGGAACAAUCCACGUACGCAUUGCAGCGCAGAGCGGGCGAAAUUCGGAAGCAUAUAAGAGUCUUCAGAGCUGCUUGGAUAUUUUGUCUCAACAACAAUCGAUAUGCCGUGCGCCGCGAAGGGCUAGAAGGAUUCUUUUGGGGCUAGCUAAAAGAUUGAAUGUUGAUAUAGACGAGUCGCCCACUUCGGUCGAAGAAGCUCGACCAGCCAUGUUAAGAGAGAACGCCCCUGUGGUUCCUUCUAUAAACGCGGAUUUUAAUACGUCAACACUACAAAAUCAGCAAAGCGACUUUGAUCUGUUGAUGUCAGGACUGGAUAUUGAUGCCAUCAUACAGAGUUUUGACUUUGAUCAUUCGAACAUGAUGAAUUCUGCUAUCAGCAAUGGGCACUUGGAUAUUCUACCCGUUACUGAAAGGGAGACUGGUAUGAAUACUGAUUUAGUGUCAUCUCAGAAUACCGACGACUUUAGCGAGUGGAUGUUCCAAGAUCCGCUAUUUGGAUAUGAUUCUUUGUUUCCGUUUGAUGACUCUGCGAAUUACUAA